UUCCCUGAGUGAUCCACACGUCUGUUUUCGACUGGCAUCUGUCCAAGCACACCACGCGACUUCACUUUCCCGCUAGAUCAACGUUCUCGAGCAUGCUGUGAAUGUGAAGCGGCUUCGGCCUGGUGAUACUAUUCGUAUUCCCUAUGAGGUUACGGUGGGAUACGGGCUGCGGGACUUUUGGCAGGCUGCUUUCUCGACGCACGACAGGAUUAACACAUCCACGCCUUUCGCAAGAUCUUUGGGGCUGCAAGAUCAGGCAUGUGCUGCCGUUCUCGCUGAUGCUCUUCCUGUCUUCAAGCAUGUCGCACGUGGAAGCUGCGAUGACACAGGUGGCGUACCGGAACGCCAGGUACCUGUGGCCCGGCUUCGCAGGGGACACAUUUACCAAGACGUUCGAGAUCAAGGGUAUCCGCAACACGAGCGACAAGGAGAGAAGCACUUACGACUUUACCUGCCGCCUAGUGAACCAGCGCGGGAAGGUGUGCAUGGAGUGCGACAGGACAACGAUGUUUCCCUUCUUCGCCCCGCCUAGCCCGAGGGACUCCACGGCGACGCCGGAGGAGCAGCCGCCUCCCGAGCCUGCCGACAGGCUGCGUGACCACGUAGUGAAGCAGUCAGAAAAGCUGGCCGAGCUGGGAGGGCAGACGCUCAGACGGUUCAGCGCGGGGCAACUCAUCAUCCACACCCCAGCACGCCCAAUCUCAAGGACCCAGUCCAUGGAGCUGUCCAGCCUGGCCCGUCUGACCCACUCGCGGCACUUCGACACGGUCAAGCACGGCGAGGACGGGCUCGCCAUCCCUGCGGGAUUGAUCGUUGCUCUCGCCACGUCGCUAUCCGCGAGAGAUCUCCACGAGGUUCUCCACGAGGAGCUAAUAUAUGCCAACUUCAUCAACCCGUUCCGUCCCGGCGACGCCAUGACCUCCAUCACUUACGUGCAGCGGGUGGAACAGCACCCCAACGGAGUUCUCGAGAAGCUCAGGGUUCGAACUAUCGGCAUCAAGGACAUCCUCACGGACGAUCUCACAGGCAUGCCUCUUCCUCUCGAGCUGUUCGUGGACAAAGGUCUUCGUACGAAGGGUGUGGAACAAAUUUGUCGGGAGUCAUGCCCCGAAUUGUGCGGCAAGAUCGUUGUCCUUGCGGAGCGUGAAGUCAUUCGGCAGGCGCCGAAGACGGACGUCUUCCUUCUGUAAAUACGACACAUUCAGGCAUGCACCUGGCCCCGGUUGAUUGGUUCGUGAAAAAGAGGGGGGGGGGGGGCGCCCCCCGACGAGCUUGGAGAGACAUGGCUCGACUUGGCGGAUAUCGAGGUGGCUCGAGGUUGUCUCUCGUGUGUCAUUCAUUGUUAUCGGAUUGUGCCGUCGGGGUAUUGGUUCUGUGAAGGGGGGGAUAUAAACUUGUGAGGUAUUGCAUGUACGGUAGUGGUGGCGAUAGGACAUGGUCAUGGGUCGCCUACAGUUUGUAUGGUCGCAUGGAUUGACUCGCCACCGCUUCCGCUGAUAGAGAUCACGUUGGCCGCCUAGAAUGUAAAAAAAAAAAUAGGUAUGCGCAUGUAUGCACACAUUUAUUUAUAGUAGUACAUAUCGCAUGCGUGCUGUGUUCAUCAAACCAUUUGCCUUCAGAAAUUGGUUGCUCUGCGAUCGAUGUUGUGGCGGAAGGGCGAGCCAGAUACUGGCCACGGGGGCGCGUGUGCGGCUUGGCUCCUUUUGCUUCUUUUUUGAACGCCUGGACAACUGCUGCUCCCAGGGUCCCAGUGGUAUCAUGUGUUUGUUUGGCGAUUCACAGCGUACAUGUGUUUGACGAAGAGGACGGCCUGCGAGGGCACUGAUUGUGACUGUACUAGACCUUCUUGCACAUGAAUAAGAGCAAAUUCGUGGAGUUGAUGCCCCACUCUGAGCUCGCAAUAC
Messenger RNA from Ectocarpus sp. CCAP 1310/34, 1904 nucleotides. NCBI's taxonomy places the organism in Eukaryota, Phaeophyceae, Ectocarpales, Ectocarpaceae. The record is from the annotation of a GenBank genome assembly.